CACUCAUGACACUCGUCACGCCAACUCAUAGCCAUGGCUUAGUGCUACAAUAACUCAUGGCGAAUUGCCUCCACAUUUGGGGAUCUCUCGCUGAUCCUCUGUCCAGAAUCUCUCCCGAACGCUUAGAUCUGCCUCUGCGCGGCCCCGUCCCUAGCCCGCCGCUGCCUGGGCCUCUUUCGCACUUGUCAAUACCGCCAUGAUGGCUUCCAACAUCCUCUCUAGAUUUCUUCCUUCUGCCUCCGACGAGCCUUUUGAAACAGACGCCCUGAAUAACCCGUCCCGCCGCCGCCUCUCGUCCGCAGACGAGCAUGGGGAAACGGAUAUAGACGAAGAGAACCUAGAGGCUCGUUUUGAGGCACAAGAUCUAGAAAAUCUGCUCGCAGAUGCAUCUUCGAGUCACAUGACAACUGAGAGCACAGCAUUUCUCCCAGGGAACGAUCGAAAACCCAGCACACUAGCCCCAGGGCGGGCUGGGGCAUGGAGACAACCCGCUCCCGUUCGGACAGCACCCUUAGACGAUGAUGAUGAUGUCCCAGAGUCCCUCUUGUUAGAAGGAAUACGCGAUCCACCGCCCCCCAAGUCGAAUCACCACAGCAUGCCCACCGAUGGCCUCCCACCGCCCGUCCCUGGUCCUUCAACCCGUCACACACGAGCACAGUGGGAAACGACAAGGAGGCAGCAGCGCUUACAUGAUGAGACUCAUGAUGCUGCACCGGCACCAAAAUGGGCCCUCCCAACAAGAACUGGUUUCACGGCUGACCCAAAAGAGAAGGCGAUGUGGCUAUGGGUCAACGUCGAGGAUCUUGACGCAUUUUUAGCCGAGGUAUACUUCUACUACACGAACUGCGGCAUAUAUUCGAUAUUGCUACGAGGGACCUUAGAUCUAUUCCAGAGCGCCUUUAUUGUGGGAUUCCUUACGUUCCUUGGGUGGUGUAUCGACUACCCCAAGAUAUCUCAAAGCCACAAGAUGAGCGAGGUGAUUGUACCACAAUGCACUAAAAAAAUGCAUGGGUUCUGGGUCUUUGCCCUUUGGCUUUACAUUCUGUACUUUCUGUAUUCUUCCAUCCAGCUCGUACGGGCAUUCCCUCGUCUGCGCCUAAUGCACCACUUUUUUGAGCAUCUUCUGGACAUCCCUGAUAGAGAUAUUCAAACCGUUGAGUGGCAAUACAUUGUGAGCCGCAUUAUGAAUUUGCGCGAUGCCAAUCUUACAACAGCAUCCAACAUAUCUCCAGAGACGCGGAAGCUUCUAGAUAAAAGAGGUCGACAACGACUAGAUGCUCAUGACAUCGCCAGCCGCCUCAUGCGCCGGGAAAACUACCUUAUUGCUCUAUUCAACAAGGAAAUUCUCGAUGUCACUAUUCCAAUACCGUAUUUAGGGAAUCGAUUCAUCUUUUCUAAAACCACCGAGUGGCAUGUGGAUCUUGCAAUUAUGGACUUCGUCUUUGGCCAAGGCGGCAAGUUCGAUCCGGACUUCCUCAAGGAGAAAAAUCGUCGGCAUUUAGUCAAACAGCUACAAAAGCGUCUAUUAGUAGUUGGCGUCAUUAGCAUUGCUUGGGCUCCAUUUCGGGUAUCUUAUGUCUUAGUGUCGUAUCUCUUCAAGUACUUCACUGAGUACCACAAGGACCCUUCACAGCUCAACACCAGAGACUUCACAACGUUCGCUCAGUGGAAAUUCCGUGAGUUCAAUGAGCUACAACACUUAUUCGAACGUCGAAGGAAUAUGGCAUACCCAUAUGCGAACUUAUACCUCGCGCAAUUUCCAAAAAACAAGACGGAACAGGUCUCGGCUUUUGUGGCUUUCGUUGCGGGGGCAUUCGCAUUCGUUCUUGCGGUCUUCACCUUUCUCGACUCUGAGCUUUUUCUCACCUUCGAAAUCACUCCCGGGAAGACUGCCCUCUUCUGGAUCGGAGCACUUAGCGUUAUCUACAGAAUUGCUCGCAGCAGCAGCCCGCAGGAGGAUGAGGUGGCCGAACCUGCUUACUAUCUGAGCCACGUCAUCUACCAUACCCAUUAUGAGCCGGAAUGGUGGCAAGAGCGAUUGCAUACUGACGAAGUCCGCGCGGAAUUUGCUAGGCUGUACCAGCCCAAGAUCGUCAUCUUCGCAGAAGAGGUUCUGAGUAUGUUCAUUACCCCUUUCCUGCUCAUUUUCCGUUUGCCACAGUCCAGUGAACGCAUUGUCGAUUUUUUCCGCGAAUUUUCGAUAGUCGUGGAUGGUUUGGGAGUCGUUUGCUCCUAUUCCAUGUUUCCGUUCAAGAAGGGUGGUGACAACGCACCAGCCAAUCGAGCUGGGCGCCGAGAGGAUUCAGAUCUCCGUGAAGAUUACUUCAUGGCGAAAGAUAACAAGAUGCUUGCAUCGUAUUAUGGAUUCCUGGAUGCAUAUGCUGGCCCUGGUCGGGGCCACUAUAAUGCACGUCUACAAGGCAGAGGAAGCUUCCACCCUCCGCCCCAGUUCCCGAACAAUUUCGGGGCGAUGUCUGUAAACGUACCGGUGCCAGAGACAGGCGGCCGCGGGAGCAGCAGAGUGCCUGCUGGAAGGCAGCCUUUGCCUCGGCGAACGCCGAGACAGGGACCAAUACCAGGCAGAGAUGAACCAAUCAACUCCAUCCUGCUUGAUCCACAUCACCAGCCCACCGCUUCUACCUUAAGGGGGUCCCCAAGGCAAACAGCGAGUUCGAGGUAUCGAACAUCUUUGCAGCCUGUAUCCGAUCCUCGUGAGCCUGGUUUGUCGAGGCAAAACUCGUCUCGUAUUGAAGAGGAAAGCACUAUUGGUGAUUCGUGGCGAACAAGUAGGCUUGCACAGGACGAUGAUGAAGAGGAGGAGACGACGGGAAACACUCGUGGUGGCGUUUUGCAGUUGUUGCAGCAGUUCUCGAAGGCUCAGACCGAGGGACGAGGGGCUGGCGUUGGAAUGUGAUAUAUUAUCUGCAUCGGGUGGGCUUUUGGUGUUUGGAUUGGAGUGUGUCCUAUACACAGCUAGAAGGUUAGGUGGCAUGGCAACAUAGCUUGUUUCGUGUGAUACCUGCGUGCAUUUUGCUGUAGUCCUUCUGAGAUUCGCUGAAGGGAUGACCAGAAGUUGU
Messenger RNA from Lindgomyces ingoldianus, 3077 nucleotides. RefSeq names its product autophagy-related protein 9. Gene Ontology annotation, biological process: protein localization to phagophore assembly site; autophagy of mitochondrion. Lineage: Eukaryota; Fungi; Ascomycota; Dothideomycetes; Pleosporales; Lindgomycetaceae. Gene Ontology annotation, cellular component: phagophore assembly site; autophagosome. Bases 197 to 2914 code for a protein of 905 amino acids. The transcript is spliced from 4 exons. The record is from RefSeq and is a predicted model, not a curated record.